AUGUACAGUCCGUUUGUCAGUGCAUAUAUUGGUUUAUUCUCGCCGGCGCUGGUGGAGCUUUUUGGGAUGGAGGUUAUGCCGAGGGUAACAGGUAUUAUGUACAUGUUCCAGGGUGCUGCCGGCCUAAUUGGAACGCCAGUUACUGGUGUUUUGGUCCAACGGUCUCACGGCGGUAAUGCGAGUCCUGAUAAUUAUUUGUACAUGGCGAUUUUUAUUGGCGCCUUGAUGGUUGCGUCAAUGGUAACCGUCCUCUGGGCCCGGAUGGAAGUCAUGGUAGAGUGUUCAAAUGGGCUCAUCACGGUUUAA
Penicillium malachiteum is the source of this 306-nucleotide messenger RNA. RefSeq names its product MFS general substrate transporter. The record is from RefSeq and is a predicted model, not a curated record. Bases 1 to 306 code for a protein of 101 amino acids. Lineage: Eukaryota; Fungi; Ascomycota; Eurotiomycetes; Eurotiales; Aspergillaceae. The transcript has a single exon.